Messenger RNA from Vespula vulgaris, 5403 nucleotides. It is a transcript of the gene sty, whose product is annotated as mucin-5AC-like. Bases 1 to 2655 code for a protein of 884 amino acids. The transcript has 3 exons. NCBI's taxonomy places the organism in Eukaryota, Metazoa, Arthropoda, Insecta, Hymenoptera, Vespidae. Gene Ontology annotation, biological process: negative regulation of fibroblast growth factor receptor signaling pathway; multicellular organism development; negative regulation of MAP kinase activity. Gene Ontology annotation, cellular component: membrane; cytosol. The record is from RefSeq and is a predicted model, not a curated record.
AUGGUGAUGGUGGAGGACGAAGGGAGGCGGGUCGGAGUAGAACGAACAAGAAGAGAGAAGAGAGAAGAGGAAAAAGAAGAAGAGAACGAAGAAGUGUGUUUGUUUGUUUGUUUUUGGUGCAGCGGAAAAAGUGCCGAAAGUGUGGAUACCUUGAACUCGGAGUCGCGUACGGCGCUGCCACUGGCGGCUCUGCUGCUGCCAUCAUCGUCAUCGUCAUCAUCAUCGGCCCCGCUGCCACCGGCGCUACCACCAAGAAGAAGGCAGCAGCAGCAGGUCCCUUGCCGCCCCCCGCCCGUCAUCAUCCGUUCAUCCAUCACCGGUGUGCUGUGCGGGCCGACGACGACUACGACGAAGACUACGACGAGGACUACGACGAAAACUACGACAACGACGGCGGCGUCGACGACUACGACUACGACGACGACUACGACGACGACGACGACGACGACGACGACUGCGACGACGACUGCGACGACGACUGCAACGACGAGUACGAUUCCGACUGCGACUACGACUUCGACGGUGACGAUUGCGACAACGACGACGACAAACGCGAGCAAGACGACGUUGCCCGCGGCCCACCAAGGCGAGCCGUCCCUCGUACCGCCUCACUAUCCUGCGCCUCCACGGCCCCCGACUAGAAACGGUGGGGAUGAAGCGCGUGUCGCGAGGGCGAGGGGAAGCGGACGCGGAGUAUUACCGAGUACCAUCCUUGCUAAUGGAACGCCCCCGUCGAGAGUGCCACCACCUCGCGCGGGCUGGGCUGUGCGUAUCACGACAACAACACUCCAACAGCAGCAACAGCAACAGCAUCAGCAGCAACAGCAACAGCAGCAGCAGCAGCAGCAGUGUACUACGCCGAUUCUUCCAGGUAGUAGAAGGACAGCAACACCGACGAACGGUGUUCAACGAUGGGCUAGCGGGCAGGCGACGUUGUCUUCGUCGAGUGCAUCACUGGCGAGCGGGGGAGGAGAAGAAUCAGUCCUACCGAGUGUACUCCGAGGAGGAAACGGAGUUCGUCAGCAACAUCAACAGCUACAGUUACAGUUACAAUUACAACAGCAGCAGCAGCAGCAGCAACGACAAAACUACCAGCACCAGCUGGAGGAUCGUAGGGAGAACGAGGAGGAGUUGGAGGCGACGAAGAAGGAGGAGUGCCGUCCUCGUCAUCAGAGACAUCAGCAAGGGGACUGUUUUGAACUGAGAGGUCGGCAGAUGUCGCAGAAGAAUGCGAUACCGGGGCUCUCGCGGGCUGCCGUCGUCAAUGGCGUCGUCGACGGCGAGCAUGUACGCGUCCACGACCACAAUCGACCGUUCCCACCUCCAAGAACGUCCCCGUCGAAUACAGGGACGACGAAUACAGGAACGACAACAACAGCAACAACGACAGCAGCAGCAGCAGCAACGACGACGACGACGACGGCGUCUCCGACGUCGACGACGACGACGGCCCUGAGGAUACCAAUGACGGCACCGUUGGCACCCCUUUCCUCCUUGAGUUCCUCCUUCAGGAGUAGACCGACGAGCAACGUGCGGACUCCGCCAGCUCAGAGCUUCGAAUCGUCACCGCCUCCCGCCACCUUGCAAACUGCUGUUUCCCCGAGGAAUCUCCUAACGCCUACCUCGAUGGACGUCCCCACUCCACCAAGGAGUCCGCUUGGCGAAGUUAGCUUGGCUACACCGAGGCCGGAUGGUGAGAGGAUCAUCAACGAAUACGUUGAGACACCGUUCAAGCAACAAUCCAAUGUCGUUGAACGUCGUCUCGACGGUAUCGUCCUAGUCGACACCAUCGACGGCAAACGUUCGGGCAACGAUUGUCCGAAAAAAGAGAGGGCAAGGUCGCGAGGUAAGCAUGCCACGGACAGUGGCAUACCGAGCCUUCAUCGAGCCGUCGUCAAUAAUACCAGCGGCUCUAGGCGUCGUGGUUUGGUAGACGCGAGCAAUAAUCAUCCAUCGGGUAUUAUCCUGUCGGGUACGGCUUCGACGAUUAACACGGCUCCUGCUACGGUUAGGAUAUUGAGGGAAGGAGGCGACAGGAGGGCCGUGACGAAACAACCGGUCUCCUUCACUAAGGAACCAGCGAACGCUCUUGGCUCGAGGACCUACGAACCCGGUCUCUCGAUCAUCUGCGAAUAUUGCGGGAGGUGUCGUUGCGAGUCUUGUCGGGAACCACCCCCGUUACCUAGCAGAUGGCUCUGCAACGAUUCCUGCUUUUGCUCGGCCGAGACUGUCCUCGAUUAUGCCUCAUGUCUGUGCUGCGUGAAAGGACUGUUUUAUCAUUGCGUCGAUGGCAAUGGCGGAGGCGGUGGACCCGGUAGCGGUGCCACCGGACCAUCCUCGAUGGACGUCGACAAUGGCGAGAGUUGUGCCGAUCAGCCAUGUUCUUGCAGCGGCAACAGGACCCUAUCGAGAUGGGCCUGUCUCAGUGCUUUGACCCUAGCGAUGCCUUGUUUACUUUGCUAUUGGCCACUUAAGGGUUGCGUAGCCGUUUGCGAGACAUGUUACGCGCGGCACGCCUCGCAAGGCUGCCGAUGUGAGCCCGGUGUAUUAACAGGGAGCAACACCUCGAGCAGGCAUCAUGCGAUAGCCAACGACAUCGGCUAUUCCAGGGAUCCGGAGAAAAGGCUACUCGAUCCAGUAACCCCGGAACUCUGAACCGACCGAUCGCCCUCCGAUUUUUUAAUCCUGUAAAUCUAUACUGGACUCGCACCUUCGGGGUGGUGAGGAGGGUGGUGCGAUAUAUGCGCAUUGCAUUAAGUACAAGAGUUGCAUUUAAGUCCGGAAUUCGAACGUUUUUACACCGACGAACUAAAUUACUAUUACUAUUACUAUUAUUAUUAUUAUUAUUAUUAUAUUAUUAUUAUAUUAUUAUUAUUAUAUUAUUAUUAUUAUUAUUAUUAUUAAUUAUUAUUACAACUAUUAUCGUAACGUCUGAUCACGCCGCGAGUGUUUUAUUUAUUAUUCUUUCACGUGCGAGAACGUAUACAUACAUACAUAGAAACGGUGUACGAUGAGAGGGACGUGUUUGCUUAUAAUCGCGUAUCUGUGUGCAUGCGUGUCUUGACAUUUACGUAUGUGUGAGUAUGCCUGCGUGGGAGAGAAAGAGAAAGAGAGAGAAAAAGAGAGAGAGAGAGAGAGAGAGGUAGGCGAGAGGGAUUAGAAUACGAGCGACAUACCACUUACGACUUAGGGAGAGAGCUAACUUGUAUACACUACGAAAAUGUAAAACGUUUAGGGGACGAACUCUUGCGCAUAGAUGUGUGCGUAUCGGCUCGAAAAAAAUUUCAUAUAUUAAAUAUAUGUAUAUUGUAUAUUAUGUUUGUAUAAAGGAUCAUCUUUUCUACGAUUAAUUUAUUCGCGGAUAUAUUGCCAAAUAUAUAUAGUCGAAGGCGUAGCACGUAAAUAUAUAUAUAUAUAUGAUAUAUAUAUAUAUGGUGGAAGUGUCGAGCUCUCUCUCUCUCUCUCUCUCUCUCUCUCCCUCUCUCUUUCUAUUUCUUUAGACAAAUAUGAAAGUCCUUUAAAACUUCUUUUUUCCACUUUUUGUUCAUCAUAUCGAUAAAAAAAAUAUCGAAAGAAAAGAAUAGAAAAAAAAAAUGGUGAAAGACGUUAAGGGAUGAUCGCAAUUUUUCUUUUCUUUUUUUUUUCUUUCUUUUUUUUCCUUCGUCAUCUUCUUGGUAUUAUAGUUACGUUGAAUAUACGGGCAACUCGUGUCUCGGUUUCUAUAGAGUUUGCCCCCAUCAGCAAAAGAGCAUCGAAGAAGCAACCCAGCCAGAGAGCUUAGUAUAUAGGACGUAUAUACAUACAUACAGACAUACAUAUAUAUAUAUAUGUACCUAGGACGAGAUCGAGACAAGUGCACGCGUCUUGGAUCGCGAAAGAAGCGUGUCUCUCUCUCUUUCUAUCUCUCUUUCUAUCUUUCUCUCUAUUGAGAGAAGAGAGGAGACCGGGUGCGUAUGUGUGCGUGGGUGUGUGAAUGGAACGUUGAUGUAGAAUGUGCGAAAGAGAGAGAGUGAGGGUGAAGGAGAGGGAGAAACAGCGGAUGUGCAUACGUUUGGUUCGAGAUAUCUUGGAGCGUUUUCAUCUUUUUUUUUUCUUUUAUUCUAAUUUUUUUUAUUUGUAUUUUUUUUUUUUUUAGAUAGUCUCUUCCCUCUAUUAUUAUUAUUAUUUUUAUUAUUAUUAUUAUAUUAUUAUUAAUAUUAUUAUUAUUAUUAUUAUUAUUAUUAUUAUUAUUUUAUUUUAUUUUAUUUUGUUCUUCUUAAUUCCUCUUCCAGUAUUAUCUAGUCUUGCGCGAGUGUCUCGUUAAUGAGAUCACAUUUAUAUAUAUAUAUGUGUGUGUGUAUAUAUAUAUAUAUCUUUUUCGUUUCUUUUCGAAGAAAACAUCGAGCUAAACGACAUGUAUAUCCGCCCUUAAAAUUGCAGAGAAAAAUUGUAUAAAAGAACAUAAAUAAGAAGAAGAGAAAAGGAGAAACAAAAUAGAAAAGAAAAGAAAGAACAUCGAUAAAAACAACGACAGAAAGGUGCUAUAUCUUUGUCGAGAUCGAAAUUAUAAUAUUACUAUUAUUAUUUUUGUUUCUUUUUUUUCUGUUUUUCAUUUUUUCUUGUAUUAAAAAGACACGACAAGAGCUGUACCAUAUAAUUUUGCCGUUCGCUCGCCUUCUCGCGAAGGAGAGACACCGAGGCGGCAAAAGAGACAGAGAAAGAGGAGGAGAUAGAAAAAGAGAGAGAGAGAGAGAGAGAGAAAGAGAAAGAGAGAGAGAGAAAUGGCGAUCGUAUGUGCGAGCAAACGUUCGCUUCGAUGUUUGCGCGGAAUGUGACGAGAGAAAGAUUAUAUGGGGAGGGACGUAAAACGAGGAGUGAACUUGGAAAGAGGAAGAAAUAAAGAAUAGAAAGAAAGAAAGAGGGAGAGGAAGAGAGAAAGGAUUAUAUCGAUACGAUGUGAAUAAGAAAAAAAAAAUAAUGUUCUGUCUCUUUCCGUUCUAUCGACUUCUACUUCUCUUUCCAUGUUCUUCCUUUUUUUUAUUAUAUAUAUACAUAUAUAUAUAUAUAUAUGUAUGUAUGUAUAUGUAUGUAUAUAUAAUUAUAUAUAUAAUUAUUUUUUUUCAAUUUUUCUACGUCGAUCGAAUUCAUUGGUGUAAAAAGCAUCCCUUGUAAAAAUUCUAAAGAGAGAAAGAGAGAGAGAGAGAGAGAGAGAAAGAGUAUGUCGUCUGUUAAGAUAAUGACAAGAAUGAGAGAGAAAAAGAGGGUAGAAAAAAUUUUGAAUGCCUCGGUAGCGUCUGCUGUGUAUGUAUGCGUGUAAUACGUGAGUGCGUGUGUCUCGCCAAUCGAAAGAAAUCAAGUUUUUAUUAAUGUUAAGCCUAUACACUCUGUAUAUGUCUUGUAAAUAUAUACAUAUAUAUAUAUAUA